CCACUUCUCCAGUCCCAUGGUCGGGAGAUAAAAGAAAAAAACUGCGACGUCAGAGAAAGAGAUUGUCCAGUCUUGUUGAGGAGGAUGUCUUUCCGUGUUACUAUUAUCGUGUUGCUUACACAGCUCUGCGCUGUCGCAGUCACGUCAUCUGAUGUCAAUUGCAUGUCAUUAACGCAUGAAGUCAAAGACCAGGAGUACAAGGAGAGCCUAGCGAUAGAGUGUAGGGUCGAGGCUUGUUAUGAAAUCAAUUACUUUAAUAUCAUCCGGUACAUAGAAAUCUCUUCAGAUUUCGCAGGCGUCGUUGGUAGAAUAGAAAAAAACGUUCCCACGGGCAUAAAAGAUGCUGUACUCACAGGAUCCACCUCUGAUACCAUGAGCGCUUUCCUUAAAGUGGAGAUCGCCAAGCCUACGGUCGAGGACGCUGGACAGUACACCUGUUUGAUCGGACUGCAGGAUCUUUACGGUAAGAAGAAAGACUUACAAGCCAACAUCGUGGUCGACGCCUCUGAUUUGCCCUCUAAAGAUUACUACCAAACCAAAGUCUGCAACAAGACGGACGAGUACAAGCCUCAGUAUGACAAGUGUAAGCUGUACAGACAGGGACUGGUCGACCUUUUCUUUCAGAAAACAAAGAGCUACAACGGAAGAACCUAUUACCUUUCUAAGGGACCUUUCCUUAAUGACGAAGAGAGCGACCUCCUAUGCCAAAUCGUGGGCGGAUACCUCGUGGAGGUGGACGACGAGGAUGAGUUCAAAGCAAUGGUAGAGCUGAUUAAAGAGGCCAAAGCUACCGGCUCUCUCAUUUCCGGAACGGACGCGGAGAAGGAACGGACGUGGCUGUAUCACCGCUCUGAGAAAGAGAUGACCUACUUCAACUGGCUGAAACCGGCGCCGGACAACCUCCAGGGCAAAGAGAACUGCCUUGUUAUCUGGAUUAAAGAGGAUUACGCGAUUGGUAUGAAUGACGUCAUAUGCCACAGCAACCCGUUCACGCUGCCAUUCAUCUGUGAGACAGAGGAGUCCUAUGGAUAUGCAACAAGCGACGCAAGCUAAACAAUCCCACGGCCAAGAGAUGUGAUGAUGUCUUUGUGACUAUUGAUACAAUAUUUUUUUUCAAAUCGUUUUUUUUUAAGCUUGUUGGGACAUUCCUAAUAAAGUUAUUCUAAUAGCUUAA
Messenger RNA from Biomphalaria glabrata, 1174 nucleotides. RefSeq lists its product as uncharacterized. The record is from RefSeq and is a predicted model, not a curated record. Lineage: Eukaryota; Metazoa; Mollusca; Gastropoda; Planorbidae. The transcript is spliced from 2 exons. Bases 85 to 1053 code for a protein of 322 amino acids.